This is a messenger RNA of Diabrotica balteata, 1539 nucleotides long. The record is from the annotation of a GenBank genome assembly. Lineage: Eukaryota; Metazoa; Arthropoda; Insecta; Coleoptera; Chrysomelidae.
UUUUGGUCAAGUCAAGUCGCAGGCUCAUUAUAGUUGCGAACUAGUGUAUUGAUUAUCCUAAAUUUGUGCUAGAAAUUAUUUUUCAAAAUGACGAUUUUAACAAAACCUUUCUCCGAAAAGAAAGGUGAGAAGGAUGUAGCUCCUUUGGUUUUCAAUGAACAAAUUCCUGCUGCGGCCGCUCCAGAAGAUGUCGAAUCGCAACAACGUAGAAUGCCCCGCAUUCUUAUCUUUCCAGCUGGUGUACGACCCCACAGGGUUACGACAGUUACUACACUCUGUCUUCUUUUGACUGCUCUUACAGUGGUAGGAAUAGGUAUCGUAGGCGGCAAAAUUCUGUAUGACCAGUACAUCAGAGUAGCUCAUAAACGGUUUGAAGGAUGGGCUCAAAUACCAAUAAAAAAUGCAUAUGCCGGGACAGAACUAGAUGAUACUGACGCAAUUUUAGAUAAAAUAUUACCAACAGAAAAUUACUCUGAAAUGUGGAACGAUGACGAUACUGACUUCAAGCAUAUUUUCAAAGAUUAUUUCCAAGAAAACUUCGAAAUUAGCAACGAUGAAAAAUACGAGAAAAUCGAUGUACCUGAUUUCAAAGAUGGUCGCAGUGGUCGUUUCAUUCACGAUUUUAAUACCAAUACAACUGGCAUCAUUGACGUAACAGGACGUAGAUGCUUCGUUAUGCCAUUGAAUCGGGACAAUGUUCUGCCACCAAAGUCAUUGUUUGAUUUGAUUCACAAGAUGUGGGAAGGAUAUUAUAAAGUAAAUACCGAUCUUGUUAGAAAAAAUAUGAGAGUGAUUAUUCCGCCAAUUACAGACACCAAGACCAUUGGAGGAUAUAUUGCAAGUGAAUGUGAUGGAUUGCCCAUUUAUAAAUUAGAAAGAUAUGUUGGUGGAGUUGUAAAGAGGUCUGCCGAUAAGCAAUCAGAAACAUUCGCCCAAUUCGCAGGCCAUGGAGUUACUCAGAUAGAAAUUACCAAUCUGGAUGAGGUGAUCGCCUAUGAAAAAAGUUUAAUUAGCCAUUAAAUUGUUUAAUUAUUGUAUUAACAUAAAAUUAUUAUAUAAAAAAAUUGAAUAGUUGACAAGCAUCACCGAAAUUUCUCUUGCUUUUCUCGUAUUUUAUUAUUUAGUUCUAUGGUAAACUUCUUGUAUUAGUUGUGUACGAAUGAUGUAUUACAAAAGCUCUGUGCCAUACCGCGGUGCUUAUAACGAACGGUAUAUUGGUUUAAAGGAACUUUUGCGUACAUCAUUUUAUUUUUAAAUAGACGAAAAGUUGGUCUAAAAACAAUUUUUGAAUAAGGAAGUCACCAGAUGUGUCAAUUUCGCAUAAUUAAUUCGGUCUUAAAUUAUUAUUGUUUGAAUUAAUAAAGAACAUAGUUUAGAAUGAUUAUACAUUUAUUUAUAACUUGUAUGUGAGAUAUUUUGUUACAUACAUACAAGUCGUUUCAAAAAUAUCAAAAAUUGUUUAGAGUCCCCCAGUAAAGUAGAUAAAAUUAUAUUACUAGUGGAAAUACCAGUUUUGUGAAAUAAAUAUAUUAUAAAAUG